This is a messenger RNA of Adelges cooleyi (spruce gall adelgid), 1551 nucleotides long. RefSeq names its product macro domain-containing protein CT2219-like. The record is from RefSeq and is a predicted model, not a curated record. The transcript is spliced from 7 exons. Lineage: Eukaryota; Metazoa; Arthropoda; Insecta; Hemiptera; Adelgidae. Gene Ontology annotation, biological process: purine nucleoside metabolic process; peptidyl-glutamate ADP-deribosylation; DNA damage response. Gene Ontology annotation, cellular component: nucleoplasm. Bases 368 to 1021 code for a protein of 217 amino acids. Gene Ontology annotation, molecular function: ADP-ribosylglutamate-[protein] hydrolase activity.
UAUCAACCUCCAGUCGUCGGCGAGUUCGGCGUUUUUCUCACCAGAGUAUGCCGCAGAAUAAUAACAACAUAAUAUUAUUAUUCUGCUAUUGUACAUGCGUAUUUUUCCCUCCAUCCCGCGACCGUCCGGUAAAUUGAAAAAUAUUGAUUUUUUCCCUAAGUAUUAUAUAUUUUUGCGAUCAAUACUCGGGUUUCCGAAAUAUCUUCCACCCCACCGGCCGUUCGGCAUUCGUUUGCCCGUGAUCGUCCGAGUCGGUUGUCCGUGUCUUGUCGUCGCCAAUACGAUUGGAUAUAUCAUCACAGGUCUUCGGUCCAUUCCGGUCAGUAGUGUGUAUCUUCAACGGAAAUAACAAGCAAUAAUACGUGCAAUGGCCAAAGCGGUGAACGCUGUCGUCAAGUUGACGGAGUUGAUCAAUUGGAACGAGUACUAUCAUACGGUGUUGGCCACCCAAAGAGUACCGGUCUACAGAGACAAUCUCGUCAGUGUUACGCCAACGUUCAAUGAAGAAAUAAACAACAAAAUAUCACUUUGGCAAGGAGACAUAACGAAAUUGGAAGUUGAUGCCGUUGUGACUGCGGCCAACAACGGUUUACUCGGCGGCGGAGGAGUUGACGGGGCGAUCCAUAAAGCAGCUGGACCUGAACUCCUCGAAGAGUGCAAAACAUUAAACGGAUGCGAAACUGGAGAUGCAAAAAUUACACAAGGCUAUAAGUUGCCGGCCAAACAUGUCAUACACACUGUUGGCCCAAAAGGCGAAAAACCAGAUUUGUUGAAAGCCGCCUAUGAAAAUUGUUUGAAACUUUGCGUGGAAAACAACUUAAAGACAGUUGCUUUUCCUUGCAUUUCAACUGGAGUUUACGGUUAUCCUCAAGAAGAAGCCGCUAUCGUUGCUAUAAAGACAAUUAGAAGUUUCUUGGAGGAAAAUCCGCAUUUGAUUGACAUGAUUGUUUUCACUGUGUUUUUGGACAAUGAUAAGUUGUUCUACGAAAAAUAUUUACAAUUCUUUUUCCCUCCGAAGUAAAUAAACUUUCCUUUUUUUUCGCUAUCUUUAAUUUAUCUUAAAUUAGUAUCUGUAUUUAUUAAUAACAUUAAUUCUGUACUUAAUGUUGACAUAAGCUGAUAUAUUUUUAUGGCUAUAAAAAUAUAUUUAUUUCAUCUUGGGUUAAAUUUAAUUUGUGUGAUACUUUUUCAAUUAAUAAACUUUAGUAAUUUUAUUUAACAUUUAAAUUUAGAUCAUCAGAUUUAUCUUAUAAAAUAUAUUUAGAAAAAUAGUUGUUUCUGUCUAGUUCAAUAAAUUGUAACUUGCUGCAUGUGUGGUAUUUUUUUUUUAAUAUUUAAACGUAUAUGCCAUAUUUAAUAUUUUUAAGUGUAUUAAUGUAAUAUUAUAUAAAGAAUGUCGUAAGCAUUUUUUCUUCUAUGUGUGUUUUUAUUUAAACUAAUAAUUGUUUGAAGAAUUUCUAUUCCAAUAUUUAAACAAUAAUAGUAUAGCAUUUAGGUUUCAAAUACAUAAGAGUUGUGUACUCAUUAAUGGAUAUGCUAAAAAAAAAUGUA